AUGUCUUUCGGCAACACUUCGAACACCAUCAACCAACUACCAGUCGCCAUGACUCCUGAGCCUGCUGCCGUUGUGGCAACGAUCGAGAAUGCGGACAUCAAGGGUGAAGUGGAGGACACGAAGAACGCAGACAUGAAAAGUGAAGUAGAGGCUACGACGACCUCUGCUGCUCCAGCUCUGGAGUCAGGCUCUGUCAUUGUCUCAUCCGACGAUGACAUCCCUGAGUACUCACCUCGAAUGACUGUAGCAUCAACAGAGACCACGACUCUCGCGCAGGAAAAGGCUGUUGCGGCGAAGACUGCUGACUCCGAGGCUGACGGACAGCAUAGCAGCAAGAGGCCAGCAUCGACUGAAGCUGAGGGUGCAUCCCCUAAGAAGCUGAAGACGAAUGAAGAGGGAAAUACGACUGGAGAAAGCGAGAAAGCUCCGAGCGAGACCAAGGAGCUGGAGACGAAUGAAGAGGGAAAUACGACUGGAGAAGGCGAGAAAGCUCCGAGCGAGACCAAGAAGCUGGAGACGAUCGAAGUUCUCAAGAUCAAGGCGAACACCAUCAUUAAGAAAAAGAAUGCUCAAAUCAGCGAGCUUAGAGACAAGCUUGUAGAAGUUGAGAAGGAGCGGGACGCUUUGGAAGAAAGCCGGUACCAGUUUGAAGCCGACAAGAUUGUCUUCAAAGAGCAGCAAGCGAUCAGAAAUGCAGACAAAAUGGCUGAAGCAAGGCGGGAGAGAGAGUGGCAAAGCAAUGCUGCGGCCCGAAUGAAGGCUGCAGCCGUGGCUGACUACGAGAGAAAGCUUUCUACCAAGAUAUCAUUCGUGGAGAGGCAGCUAAAGACAAAGCACGUCACCAUGGAAAAUACCUUGAAUCAGAAGCUCGAGAACAAGACAGAAAAGCUCGAGGAGACGCUGAAGAAGUUUAGCGAGGCGAAGGAACAGUGGAGAAAGGAAAUUCAAGAACUCAAAGCACAGGUGAAGGAGCAGGCCAAGCACGGCGGCGCAAAAGCCCAGCAGAUCGUGAAAGAACUCAAGGAAGAAGUCAAGAUCAAGGAUACCAAAAUCAGCGAGCUCACUUCCGACAAACAGCGCCUGCAUGGAGAAAUCAUCAACCUCAAAGCCCACGUCAACGCCGAAAAAACCCAACUCGCAGAUCUCCACGCAACCCACAACUCCACCUGCGCCGAAAUCAAGGCACUAUUCACCGAAUCUCAAGCCUGGAAAACCCGCGCCACCCUCCGAGACCAAGACUUGAGCCUCAUGCAAGCAAAAUUCAAACACGAGCUCAAAACCCGCCAAUCUCUCCAUUACAACUCCAUGCACGAAAUGGAGGAGAAAUGGAGACUCCAAGCCCAGAAUUCUGCCCAGUCGCAGCAACGUGUGGUCACCAAUCAACGCGCAGUCUUUCAUCUCAAUGGGAUGCUUGAUACCAAAUCGAAACUCAUUGAGGAGCUGCAGGCAAAAUUGGUGGAAUGUCAGAAGAGUUUGAGGGUUUUUACAGGAGCUGCUACUGCUGCUGCUGCUGCUGAGAGGCGGAGCGAGGACGAAGGAGGGGACUAGGAGGGGACCGUCGAGUUUAGGAGGGGCUGAAGGGGUUGCUACUAAGUGGUAGUGGGAAAUGUCCUGCCAGGCAUGCGCUCCGGGAACAGAAGGUCGCUGGCCAGUUGGUCAUGAUAUCUUCUCGGGAUUCUCAAACGCUUCACGCCCUCUAGGCUUCGGAGAGGUUGACGGAAUCUCCCCACGGAGCCCCAGUCGUUACGAAGCCGCGCGCGACUGAUUUCGGAGAUUCUGCUGGGGACAUGGUGUCCCGAUCCACGGUGAGGGUUCUGGUAUGAGUCGAUUGAGGCUUCUUCUGGCUCUGGAGUCGAGGCGAGUUCUGUCGCUGGGGCUAUUGCUGCUGCUGCUCAGCAGGCGGGCAGGCAGGCUGGACUCUCUGAAUCCAGUUACAACUGUUAUGUACCAUCUGCGUGAAACGGUGAUGAUGGGAGAGAAGAAGCAAAAGCGAUGGAACCCUCCUUGGGACUCAUUCCAUGGGAAGUCUCACACCUGAGGCCCAGGUCUGCUUCUAGCUUGUAUCUUUUAGUUUGACUCACCAUGCUGCUCAUCCUUCACAUCCAUUUCUCAUCUUCUUCAUCCCAAUUAAACCUCGUCUCAACCCACAUGUUGAAGGGGGGAGUAGUAUGGUCAUGUUUCUCUCUCUCUCUC
This is a messenger RNA of Sphaerulina musiva SO2202, 2193 nucleotides long. RefSeq lists its product as uncharacterized. The record is from RefSeq and is a predicted model, not a curated record. NCBI's taxonomy places the organism in Eukaryota, Fungi, Ascomycota, Dothideomycetes, Mycosphaerellales, Mycosphaerellaceae. The transcript has a single exon. The coding region runs from base 1 to 1548 and encodes 515 amino acids.